AUGAGCAUAAACAUUUACUUAUAUGCAAAUUUAUUUUCCACAUGUGAUGAAAAUAUAAGAAAAGCUGAAGAAAGUAAAAGUUCUUAUACUACAUCUUGUAAUAAAUACGAAAAUGGAAUUCAAGGAGAUAUUAAAGGACAAUUCAAAGAGAUAUGUGCUCAAACAUUUUCUUAUCUUAAUGACAUUGAACUAUAUAAUCAUGGUAAAAACAAACUAAAGGAAGCCCAUUGCGUAUACUUGUAUUAUUGGCUAUAUGAUAAAUACAAAGGGAAAAAGGAUAGUAACGAAAUUAAAAAUCUUUAUAAUAAGUUGAUAAAUGUAAAUAAUACUGAACAGGACCGUCGAUGCGAGAAUCACAAUAAUAUUUCAAUUAGUGAUGAUGAAAUAUCAAAGCUCAAAGAUAUAUAUAAGAUUUACAAAAACAUUGAUAAAUUGAAUGGUCAAGAUACAUGUUCUCAAGAAAAUUCUAAAUAUGCGCAGGAAUGUGCAAAUAUAUAUAAACAGAACGUCGAAUCAUGUAGACAACAUAAUAAAACAUAUUUUUGUAAAGAAUUAAUAAAGAUCAAAGAACAAUAUGAAAAAGUGAUAUUAAAUCUCAACUGUAAUAAUGACACACCUAAAACGCUACCGUCCUUUCAACGCAAUAAUACAACAGUUCUUACAUUAGUUCCAGUUGCCUUAACCAUAUUAAUAUCCUUUUUCUUAUAUGUUUUAUAUAAGUUCACGCCAUAUGGUUCAUGCUUUCGAUGCUCAAGAAUAAGAAAAAAAAAUAAGUGCAAUAAUAUAGAUCAUUAUAUAAAUACACUACAAUUAUAUGAAAUAUCCAAUGAUAAUUUUCAUAACAAGGAAUGUAAUAUAUUAUACAGUUCUUCAUAA
Plasmodium gonderi is the source of this 876-nucleotide messenger RNA. Its product is annotated as variable surface protein. The transcript is spliced from 3 exons. The coding region runs from base 1 to 876 and encodes 291 amino acids. The record is from RefSeq and is a predicted model, not a curated record. Lineage: Eukaryota; Apicomplexa; Aconoidasida; Haemosporida; Plasmodiidae.